AGUCGAACCAACCCCUAAACAUAAGUUGGAACAAGUCCGCUACUUGAUAUACUAGUAGAGGCUGAUUUCAAAAUCAAACAUAUUUUGGGUAAAGCAAAGCAGGAGGUUCCUUUCUUCCUCUCGCUGCUUUCUGUUUGACAAGCCCACUGCGAGGGAAGACACCUCAACUCAAUCAUGGAUUCCUCAGCGAGUUGCCCGGUCUGUAACCAAAGCUUCCCGCCAUCGCUGCUCCACUGGCAUGUCGACACCCACUUCGAUUCGGAGCAGGAGGAGAAUCUUGUCGUUUCAAACGACGAGCAGCUUGCAAGAGACCUCGAAUUGGCGGAGCAGCUUUCCCUCUCUCGCGCGUUGCUAAAUCAAUCCCUAGACCAGGCGGAACCCCUCCUAAUUGCUUCGCAGACCAGAAGCUCCUUCCAUCGCGUUGCAACGGACGGCGGUUUGAUGACCUUGAUGUACGAGAGGCUACAAUCAGGAGGCGCCAAGUUCAAUGGCCAGGGCAAGGGCAAGUACGCGGCCGCUGCCCCGACAACUACCUUGUUGGCCGGUUACGUGGAUCACUACCAAAGCAGGCGCGGGGAGGAUUCCGGAUGGGGUUGCGGAUAUCGCAACAUCCAGAUGCUGGCCUCUCACUUGCUCAAUUCCAGGCCAGAUGCAAGGGAAGUUCUAUUUGGUGGUUCUGGUUUUGUUCCUGAUAUUCCUUUCCUCCAGGGUUGGCUUGAGGUCGCUUGGCGGAAGGGUUUCGAUCCACUUGGCUCUCAACAGUUCCACCAUUCCAUCCGUGGCUCCAAACGCUGGAUUGUUCCUGGUACUAGCGUUGCUCCUCCCAAGAAAAAUAAAUCAUCUCUUGUCCGAGGUCCCAUGGAUAGAUAUCUGGUUCGCAAUGACACAAGAAAGGACGAUAGUGGGCCGACGGAUUCCAAUUCAUGUGGCGAGCCUCAGAGCAGCGGCAAGAAUAGAUUUUGCAAUGGUGGAACCAGUCCCAAUAACCCCUCGGAUGCCCAGGUUCUGGUGGAUUGGGUGUGGAACUACUUCUCGCAGCAAGGGACCAAGGUCUCUGCCCAACAGCAACGAGUUGUGAUGACUGGGAAAGCGCCGUUGUACUUCCAGCAUGAUGGGCACUCAAGAACCAUAGUUGGGAUUCAGUGUAAACAGCAACAUAGUUAUGGAUCACCAGAGUACACUCUCUUGAUAUUGGACCCAGCUCAUAGGACAGAAGCUCUAGAAAGAUCAAUCAAAACGAAUGGUCAAUGGGAGAAGUCGAUAAAAAGAGGAGUACACACAUUGAAGAAAAGCCAAUAUCAGAUAUGUUACAUCGAUCCAGGGAUCGCAAGCAUAGAAGAGAUGGAGCUCCUCAAGAAUUUAGAUAGUACCUAUUUUGAGUUGUGAGGAGGGGAUAUUGUCAAGGUUAGUAGUGCUCUGUUACUCUGGCAACAUCAAUUAUUGGAAAUGGUUGUGAAAUCUCCUUUUGGCAGCAAGAUUCACGGGUUUUGAAGACUUGUUGCAGCAGUAUCAUCUAAUUUAACAUUAACCUCAGUGAUGCUGAAAAGAAUUGGGAGCAAGUGGCGCUUCCGGUGCUCCUUAUUGUUAGCACGAUCCUUUCAUGUAUCUUAUGCAUCUCAAAGCUUACUGUUAUGUGGGAAAUAAGUAACGGGACGGCAU
Molecule: messenger RNA, 1659 nt
Organism: Linum trigynum
Lineage: Eukaryota; Viridiplantae; Streptophyta; Magnoliopsida; Malpighiales; Linaceae
Source: the annotation of a GenBank genome assembly